Molecule: messenger RNA, 5845 nt
Organism: Mytilus trossulus (common blue mussel)
Lineage: Eukaryota; Metazoa; Mollusca; Bivalvia; Mytilida; Mytilidae
Product: hephaestin-like protein
Exons: 15
Coding region: 27-2840 (937 amino acids)
Molecular function (GO): oxidoreductase activity; copper ion binding
Source: RefSeq, a predicted model, not a curated record
AUCGAAAACAUCAGUCAGGAAAUAACAUGUACACUGUAAGAUGUAAAUCAUUUAUACAGUUAGAACCAAAAAUGCACGCUUUGAUUGCAGUUUUACUAUUUUCUUUUUAUUUGAUUGAAGUAAAUUCCGAACAGAAAAUACAUUAUAUUGCAGCUGAAGAAAUCUUGUGGGAUUAUGCUCCAAGUGGUCGGAAUCUUGUAUCGUCAACUGAGAGUGAGCUGAAAGAACAGAACAUAGAACACGUUUACAACAAAAUCCUAUAUAAAGAAUACACCGAUCGAUAUUUUAACACAACUAGAGAUUCUCAAGAGUAUUUAGGUUUUAUUGGACCAAUUCUAAGAGUUGAAGUUGGAGAUGAACUGAUUGUUAUUUUCAACAAUACCGCAUCACACAGCCUUAGUAUUCAUCCGCACGGAGUACCUUACACAAAGGCAAAUGAAGGUAGUGCAUAUGAUGUUCAAGAAGGUGUUUCACCGGGUAGUAGUUACAGAUAUUCUUGGAACAUCACAGAAGAAAGUGGUCCACAAUUUGGAGAAGGAUGCAUUUCCCAUUUGUAUCAUUCAGAUGUCGAUUUUAUAAAAGAUGUCAACACGGGUUUAUUUGGUUUCAUCCUUGUGUGUUCUAAAGACAAAGUUGUAAAGAGAGACGAAGAUUCCUUCUUUUACUUCGGAGAAAUUGACGAAAACCUGAGCCAUCUUGCUAAUGUAUCUAAAGAUGAUUCGAACACGCUUCACAAUAUAAAUGGCUUCGUAUAUGGAAACUUACCAGAUUUAACAUUCUGUGUUGGUGCCAAGACGAGGCUUCAUGUAGCAUCACUGAGUAGAACUGAUGAUGUCCACACUGUCAGGUUCCAUGGACAGUCAUUUAAAUUUAGAAACAAGAGGUAUGAUACGCUCCCAGUAUUUUCUGGUGUGUCUCUUACUGCGGAAGUUGUUCCAUCUGAGGAAGGAGUAUGGCUAUUUUCAUCAACAUCUGCAUAUCACAUUAAAGGUGGAAUGCAAGCACUGGUCACUAUCAAAAAGUGUGGCAAUCCUAGACCAAUAAUAGAUACUUCAACAAAAAUAAGAAACUAUUAUAUUUCUGCUGAAAACAUGUCAUGGGAUGGACGAUUGAGAAAUAGUUUGUUUGCUUAUACAAACAGAAAGUUUGAUAAAGAAGCUCAAAGAAGUGAAAAAGAAUCCUAUUUGGGGACAGUUUUUGGUCCAGUGAUUAAAGCUGAAGUUGGAGAUGUUAUAAAAAUCGUCUUUUAUAAUAAGUUAAACAAGACGCUUACAAUCAAACCAGCUGGCCUUAGGACUAAUAAAGAAUAUGAAGGAUUGAUCUAUAACGACAACGUAUCUGGUAAGAUACAAACAGCUCCAGGAGAAAAGAGAACAUACUACUGGUUCGUACCUGAAUUCUUUGGUCCAGUGAUGGGAGAAGAUAUGUGUAUCACACGUUACUACUAUGUAGAUCUAGAGCGAGAACCAACAAUGGUAGGAUCUAUACUGGUCUGUCAACAAUAUUCUUUAGACGCCAAUGAUAACCAGAUAAUUGGUGGGGAAGAUUACUUUCUUUUUGUACUUCCAAGUAUUGCCAAUACCACGGAUAUAAAUGGAUUGAGCAAAAAAUCUUUUCCACCACUGCAUCUCUGUACCGGAGAGACAUAUAGACUCCAUUUCAUAACAUUUACAAAGAAGCCUGUGACACUUCUCAGUAAAAGUGAUCCAUUUGUCAUGGACGGUUCCUCGAUGUCAGCUGUUGGACUAAUACCUCACCUGCCAACUUCGGUUACACUUCAACCAACUCGAGAGGGCUUAUCAGAAGUAAAAAGUUUUCCCGAUGAAAUGUUUGGGUUUUCCAUAAAUGUCAGUCGUUGUGGACGUAGCAUUACAAAUGUAGAUUUUAAGGAAAUUGAUGAGGUGACAUAUUUAGGGAUCAUUAAGGAUAGAUGGAGUUAUUCUGGAAGAAAAUUAAGUACAACAAAAUGGAAACAAUUGCAAAUUGGGGACCUGAAGAUGUCUCCUAAAUACAACAAAGCAAUGUUUGGAUAUCUUUAUCCCAAUUCAAAUCGUUUGGACUUUACAAGGAGACUCAAGUACCAAGGAUAUUUAGGUCACGUGUUCUAUACCAGUGUUGGAGAAAGUCUAAAAAUAAACAUACAGAACCUUGCUGACAGAAAUUUCUCUAUUUAUGUGCCUGGUAUAAUGGCAGAUUAUACCGAUUUCUUAUCACCAGGACAUACUAGAAAUAUUACUUGGAAUAUUCCACAAAGUUCUGGCCCUAGAUCUGGGGAUGCAGAAUGCAUGGCAAAGACUUACUUUUCAAACCUGGUUAUUGAAAAAGACAUAUCAACUGGUUUGAUAGGACCAAUUAUCAUAUGCAAUAGAGGAGUGAAGGCUGCAACCGACUUCAAACAUUCAAUAAUUUUCUUUGGUGAAGUGGAUGAGUCGAUGAGUUGGUUUUUCAAAGAAAAUGUAAAGAAAUAUGGUCCUGGAUCUAACACAAACUUAAAUGACACAGAACUAAUAGAGAAUAAUAAAAUUAAAGUCGUUAAUGGAAUGAGCGUAGGAGCUCUUCCGGAUAUCAGCUACGAAGUAGGAAAAUCACAAUUCAUACAUUUCUUCAAUAUUGGCUUCAGAUUCCAAUCUAUACAUAUGUCGGGUGUCGCGUUUUCAAAAUCCAGUAGUUUCUAUGUUGGAUAUGACGUCAUAGCAUUACAUCCUGGAACAAGUGCUUCGGUCAAAGUUACACCAAAAAUAAGUGGGAAAUGGAGACUAACUGGUUAUACAACAGAUAUGCAUUGGAACAAAUUAUCUGCAACAAUGAACGUUCCGUCAAAUACAGGAGGCGCCAACUAAUUUUAUGUUUGCUCGUAAGAAAUGUAAAUACAUGUAUAGGCUAAGUUGAUAUGUGAUCAAAUACAUUGUGUAACCUCUAUUUAAAUUUAGCAAGGAUUCUUUAUGCAUAAGUAUGUGUAGAUUUUUUUUUCAUUAGAAAAAGGUUUGUUCAGAUGAAUUCCUCAUUUCUAUUGACUUUUUAAACCAUAGAGUUCCAGGGUAACAUUUGAUUGCUAUUAUUAACAUUUGUCAUUGUAUCAUUUUAUUUACACGCUUCGAACUGGAAGCUAAGGCCAUGUAGGUUCUGCAAAAAUUCAAAUUGGAGCAUAAUAGGCACAUUACAUGUAUGAUGCCUUAGUUCUGUGGAAGAUUGAACUACAAUCGGUAAAGAAAGAUAGCCCCAAUUUUAAAUAAAAAUAUCUCAUCAUUGUUUUUUUUUAAAACAGCACCAUGUACUUUUUGUGUUAUUCCUGUAGAAUUUUCACUUAAACAUCAUUUUUUUAAUUGAAUAUAUGAGUUAAUAUUUACUUGAUAAUUUCUUAAUAUAUUCGUUGAUUAUUUCUUAAUAUAUUCAUUGAUAAUUUCUAAAUAUAUUCAUUGAUAAUUUCUUAAUAUAUUCAUUGAUAAUUUCUUAAUAAUAUUCAUUGAUAAUUUCUUGAAAUAUUCAUUGAUAAUUUCUUAAUAUAUUCAUUGAUAAUUUCUAAAUAUAUUCAUUGAUAAUUUCUUAAUAUAUUCAUUGAUAAUUUCUUAAUAAUAUUCAUUGAUAAUUUCUUGAAAUAUUCAUUGAUAAUUUCUUAAUAUAUUCAUUGAUAAUUUCUUAAUAAUAUUCAUUGAUAAUUUCUUGAAAUAUUCAUUGAUAAUUUCUUAAUAUAUUCAUUGAUAAUUUCUUAAUAAUAUUCAUUGAUAAUUUCUUGAAAUAUUCAUUGAUAAUUUCUUAAUAUAUUCAUUGAUAAUUUCUAAAUAUAUUCAUUGAUAAUUUCUAAAUAUAUUCAUUGAUAUGAAAAGAUGGAAAAAAAACGAUUCUGAUCGAAACUUGUGUGAACUCAGAUGUGUCAGUUGGGUAACCAGUUCCUGCUUUAAUUGUGCAUCUAUCUAUCUAGUGAUUUGUCUACAUUUGUAAUGUCACAAUCGAGGAAAAGAGAGCAGAAGAUUGAUAAAGACAGAUUGAACAUAUCAUUUGAAUAUGGAAAUCGAUUUAGAAAAAAAUGAAAUUAUCAAAUAAAGCUCUGCAAUAUUCAGUUUAUGAAAAUAUACGAUUCCAGUCAAUUUCUGAUAGGUAUUUCAAGAUCUAAUAUGACUUGGAUAUCAAGGGAUUAUAUGCACCAACUAAUUGCAGCUCAUGUCGACUGGAAACAUAACAAUACAAUAGCACAUUUCCCAUUUUCUUUAUCAAUUUUAUGUUCUGCACUCGCUAGUCAAAUUGAGAUCAAUGUUAAAAACAACAUCUUUACAAGCCUAUGGUUACGUUCCAGUCCCCUCUUCUCUGCCCUUAGCAGAUUUUGAUAGAAUUUUGGAUCAAUAGGUAUAUUAAUUCGAUUGGUCGCAGUAGUAAAUGGCUGCAUUCAAUCAAACGCAACUUAUAUAUAUAUACAUGUGAAGAUGUAGAAAAUGUAAAUAAACAAUUGCAACGUGCUAAUUGUGCACAGGUCUUAUCCCAAAACAUAGAACAAUAUUUAGUAACAAUUCUAAAGUUCUUUAUCCACUAAUCAAAGUUCCUGAGUAUAUAUCUCGUGCAAAUGUUUGAAUAACAACGAAUAUUUUCGAAUCCUAAUACACAAAAUGUGUAAACACUAGAAGCAUUAAUUUUAAAUCUCCUCAUUAAAGACAGUUCAAAUGCUGUCAUUGGUUAAAAUACUGUUGUGCGAAUGGGAGUGACUUUUAUCUAUUGGUAGAUAGCGCAGCUUUGUUAUCACAAAUGAUAGCUUAAUAUGCCAAGUGUGGAGAGGAGAGGACUAUAGGUAGCGGAGAUAGAUGAUGAGUAAAGUUAAAUAAAUUCACUGACAACACAUAAUGUUUUGUUAGGUUUGUAAUGGAAAUUAAUGUAGGUCCAUAUUGACAGGUUCUGUAGCGUUGUUGUAGCAUUUGUCACAAACAACUGCCGAGGGAGAUAUAGCACAAAUAUUGAACUCUUAGGCAAAUUCAGAAAGGGGAAGUACAUAAAAUCUGAUAAAAUCGAACGUUAUAAACAAACUGGAGUAGAAAAUAACUGUCAUAUUCCUAAAUAUAUACAGGCAAUAUGUUAUAAAUCCUUAUAAUUUUAUGGUCCUCGGUGGCCGAGUGGUCUAAGUUGUAACUACUGUAAUCACUAGCCAGUCAACACUGAGGUUGUAAUUUCGAUCCCCGCUCGUGCGGGUGCUAUCGACCCAAAUCUUAAUUGACUAGGAUUGUCAGUUUUUCUAUCAAAGGUCGGUGGUUUUCUCCAGGUACUGCGGCUUCCUCAACCAAUAAAAUCUGGCCGCCACGAAAUAGCCUAAAUUCGGUGCUUAAAAGUGGCGUUAAAGUAAAACAUCAAACAAUCUAAAUCAAAUUAUAAUUUUAUUAUAAAUCAAAAAAGUAACAGUUACAAAUGUUAUUAUGAAAGAACUUAACAUCUGAUUGUAACAAGUUUAAAAUACCAUUGCACAAUACGUGUUCCACAUACAAGUAUAAAAAUAGUUACAGUCAUAAUAUACAACCUUACUAGCAGGUACAGAUCUCUAUAAAAUGCAUUUAUUUCUGUUAACACUACAUAUAUCUGAAUCUGAUGUGAUCUACCUCAUCUAAAAAUAUCUAACUUUCAGAGUAUGCUUCUUUCCAGUGUUAAAUACUUACUCUAAAAACAUAAACAAUAAACUCAUCAAAGAUACAAGAUUUAAUAUUUGGUACUCCAGUCGCGCUUUUCGUCUACAAAAUACUCAUCAGUGACGCUCGAAUAUAAAAUAAAUUAAAAGGCUAAAUAAAUAACGAAAUUGAAGAGCAUUGAGAACCCGACAUUUUGUUAGGUUUUGCCAAAUACUCCUAAGGUAAUCUAUUACAUUGGAUAAAAA